AACUUCUCUCAAAUUUCUGAUUUAGUUUCCAAGCCUCCGAAUUUCUCCAGCGCUCAUUCCUGUCAGCACUGCUGGAUCCCAGCUUUCCCAGCUAGCCGAGUCACCCUCCCCCUUGUGCGUUUUAUCCGACUCUCUCUGAAAUGGCUCCAACCCCUGCCUACAUCACAAAAAUGUGGAUCUCUCCUAUAUUGUAGGUAUAGUUGUUCGUAUAGCAAGGCUACUCCGUAGCAGACGUACCUAUGCCAUACCUACUGUAUACCUACUCCGUAUUUCUGAUCCUGGAAUUUUGAGAUGUACGGCUGGAGCUCCAGCGGCGAAUUAUUCGACCCCAUCGCUGUCAUGCUCCCAGACGGCUCCGUGCGACUCUACGAUUCCGAGACGGACCGCGUCACAGCGCGCCGAGUCCUCGCCGAAUUUCCCGACCAUGAUCUCUUCGCGGCGUCUCCUUCAGGCGGAUUCGAGCCGUUGUCACCGAAACGCGUGCUCAAGCCAGGCGGCACUUACCAGAUCGUUCCAACCAAUUGCGUGGACCUCCCCCCUGCGCAUUACGCCAGUUCAUAUUCAUCUUCCGGUCAAUUACCGAUGGAUUUAGACGCGAUCUGCUCGGCAAUGACGGAAAAUGACUUCAGGCAUGCCGAGGAAGGAGCGUGCGACUUGGGACCGUCAAUUUCGGCCGAAUUUUGCGCUUGCAGAGACUUGGACUCGUCUGCACGUGCUGGAGAGUUAAAAAACAUCAGCAGCAGCUCAAGUUUCAUCACUGCGUGUAGCAGUGCAUCCGUUACUUCAAGCUCAAGCAGCAGCUUUGCUCGCAGCCAUAGAAGCAUUGCUGAUCAGCGUUGCGGCAAAGGUUUCGGAUUUAGGAGAUCUGCCAAAGCAGUCUCUCAGGAUUUUUUGAAAGCUGCUCAGCUGCAGCAGCUCACAGGGACGGAGAGAAUCAAUUGAUGGUAUACGUCUUAUUUACAUAUGGAAAGUACAAUCUCCAUUUUUUGUUGUCUUUGGCCCAUGAAUACAAGACACUGGGGUUU
This is a messenger RNA of Closterium sp. NIES-67, 1025 nucleotides long. Lineage: Eukaryota; Viridiplantae; Streptophyta; Zygnematophyceae; Desmidiales; Closteriaceae. The record is from the annotation of a GenBank genome assembly.